AUGGGCGAUUUUUCACUGGAGGACAUAAAGCUCUUACUACAGAAACAGACCAAGGAACUAAAGGAAGAAUUCAAUAAGAAAAUUAAACCAAUUGAUCGCAAAGUAGAAGAAAACACAAGCAGAAUCCUAAAGUUGGAAGAGAGAAAUAUAGUUUUGGAAAGAAAAUUACGCAAAAACAACGUAAUAAUUUUUGGAUUAGAAAACCAACAGCAAGAGUCGUUGGCUAACUAUGUGAUUGCCAAAAUCAACACGCUAUUUGAAUUAAAUUUGGAGCUCACAGAUAUUAAUAAUAUAUACCAAUUAAACAGGGAUCCCAAGUCACCAGUUAUAAUAGAAUUCUCUACAUUUCUCAAAAAGUUAGAAAUUUUCAAGAGCACAGAAAAAUUGAAGGAACUUCGCAAACACAAAAUUUCUGUUUCGAAUGAUAUGUGCCCAGAGAACCGCAGAGACCACAAGAUUCUAAGAAAACAUUUUAAACUUGCUAAGGAAAGCAACAAAACUUGCAAAAUACAGGGGCUAAGAAUUCAAAUUGAAGAUAAAUGGUAUACCGCAGCCGAUUUAGAAUAUUCUCCUGAAGAGAAUCCAGAAGAGAGUGAAGACGAAGACGAUUCGAGUGAGAAAGAUCAAGUCGAGACUGAAUUUCAUUCCAGACAGAGGUCUGGACAGAGGGCGCGAGAGAACAACUCAGUGAAAAGAAAACUAAACCACAUUAGCCCAAAAACACUUACAUUACAUAACACCAGAACAAAAAAAAAGAAAUAA
Molecule: messenger RNA, 762 nt
Organism: Ceutorhynchus assimilis (cabbage seed weevil)
Lineage: Eukaryota; Metazoa; Arthropoda; Insecta; Coleoptera; Curculionidae
Source: the annotation of a GenBank genome assembly